Messenger RNA from Penicillium robsamsonii, 894 nucleotides. RefSeq lists its product as uncharacterized. The transcript has 3 exons. NCBI's taxonomy places the organism in Eukaryota, Fungi, Ascomycota, Eurotiomycetes, Eurotiales, Aspergillaceae. The record is from RefSeq and is a predicted model, not a curated record. The coding region runs from base 1 to 894 and encodes 297 amino acids.
AUGCGGUGUUUCAUUUUGAGCGUGCUCUGCACUAUCCUGCUGCUAGGAACGAUAUCAUCAGCUUGGCCAUGGCGACCUUAUGGAGCGCUUCUGGGCGACUCCUUGGAUAAGCGAGCAGACACCGCAGAGACAACCGCUGAAACUUCCGAAACUACCGCCGAUUCCUCCACUGCCUCUAAGACUUCUACUGGAACCACCACCGGCACAAACACCGACACAACUACCAACACCAAAACUAAAACCGGAACUGCAACCGAUUCGGAGACUACCGACACUGCAACUGAUUCCGAGACUACCGGCAAAACAACUGGCACGAAGACAGGAAAAAGCAAGACUACCGCCACCACCUCGAUCUCAAUUGACCCUGCUGCCGCUGCUGGCGGUGUGUCCAUGAUCACCCCCGCUUCCUCAUCCACCACCUACUACAAGAUCGGCCAGGAUGUGACAUUCGUGUGGAACUACACCUCCCUGUCGGUCACACCGUCUGCGGUCAACGUCGUAGCUUCGUGCAGUCUCAACUCGAUGACAUAUACGCUCAGCUCCAACAUGACCGUCAAGCAAACUGGAAGCGUCGUGUGGGAUACUGGAAAAUACCAGAAAUCGGCCACUAUUCCGUUGCUUACCGCAUCGUAUACUCUGAUUAUCUAUGAUGCUAGCAAGGACAUCGGUGAUGCUGCGAGCGCUGGACACCUGAGCUCGCAGAACGGUGGUUACGUCUUUGGGAUGUACACCCCCCAGUCAUACACCCCACUCAAUCAAUUCAAGUGCGCCACCUGCAGCGGGGCCAUGUCCGAAACCAGUCGGCUAGCCGUCAAAUUUACCGUCGGCAUGGCCGUGAUUACCUUCGCUUCGUUCACCUGGUUUGCGGGUAGUGCUGGCGUCUUCGCCACUUGA